AUGGUUCGCGCUGUCUGCCCCAACUCUACCCUCGCCAAUGCCCAAGUCUUGGGUUUCUACUUUAGACCGUGGCGUGACGAGUAUGUCGAGGCAGUUCCGGAGUACUUUCACUGUCGUUGCGUCACAGUCUGCAAGCAAACCAACCGGAAUGGAUAUUCCAACCUGAUGCAGCACGUACUGCAUCAGCACCCUGACCACGAGAGCGUCAUGCUCCAAGAUACGACGGCUGAGACUGGGUCGGUGCUCAACUUCGUACGGCACUCGCCUCCCAACUACUACUGCUGA
This is a messenger RNA of Phytophthora nicotianae INRA-310, 285 nucleotides long. RefSeq lists its product as hypothetical. NCBI's taxonomy places the organism in Eukaryota, Oomycota, Peronosporomycetes, Peronosporales, Peronosporaceae. Bases 1 to 285 code for a protein of 94 amino acids. The transcript has a single exon. The record is from RefSeq and is a predicted model, not a curated record.